GACAAAGUGAAUAUAUGAUUGUAGAGUUCCAUGGCUUGUUUCAACAAUAAGACCUUAUGUUGUCUUGAGGACAUGAGAUGACAUGAAAACUAAACUGGCUGGCCUUUAUCUUUUCUGGGGUAUUCUAGUUUGAGCUUAAGAUAAAGAAAUAUAUUUGGGAUAUAGUUUCUCUCACCUGUUUCUAUUAGCUUCUAGAAGACCACUUAUCAAUUUUUUCCUUCUGAUUUAGUGGAAAACAUUUUGGCAGUUCCUCAAAAAGUUAAAGAUAAAAUUACCAUAUAACCCAACAAUUCUACUCCUAAGUACACACUCAAAAGAAUUGAAUACAAAUGUUCAAAUGAAUACAUGUACAUGAAUGUUCAUAGCAGCACUAUUCACUGGCUGGAGUUCCAGACCAGCCUGGCCAACGUGGCGAGACCCUGUCUCUACUAAAAAUAGAAAAAUUAGCUGGGCAUGGUUGCUCACGCUUGUAGUCCCAGCUACUCAGGAGGCUGAGGCACAAGAAUCACUUGAACCCAGCAGGCAGAGGCUGCAGUGAGCUGAGAUCACACCACUGCACUCCAGCAUGGGUGACAAAGUGAGAUUCUGUCUCAAAAAAAAAAAAAAAAAAGUAAAGGAAGGUAUGAUGACAAUGUCACACAAAGUAGUGAAUACCAAUAAAAAGGAACUAUUAAAUAGAACCAAAUGAAAAUUCUGGAGUUGAAAAGUACAAUAACUAAAAUUUAAAAAUUUAUUAGAAGCACUCAAUAGUAGAUUUGAACUGGCAGAAGAAACAAGAAGUAAACUUGAAGAUAGAACAAUAGAGAUUAUGUUCAAAAGAACAGAAAGCAUAAAGAAUAAAGAAAAACAAAGACAGUCUUGGGCCCCGAGCCCACGGGGCUGUGCGGAUGGUAGGGAUGCCGACCCUACCAAGGAGCAGAUGGCAGACAGAAACGACGAGGAGCAGUUCGAAUGCCAGGAACUGCUCGAGUGCCAGGUACAGGUGGGGGCCCCCGAGGAGGAGGAGGAGGAGGACUUGGGCCUGGUGGCCGAGGCCGAGGCCGAGGCCGUGGCUGCCAGCUGGAUGCUCGAUUUCCUCUGCCUCUCUCUUUGCCGAGCUUUCUGCAACGGCCGCUCCAAGGACUUCCGUAGGACCCGCAACAGCGCAGAGGCUAUUAUUCAUGGACUAUCCAGUCUAACAGCUUACCAGUUGAGAACGAUAUACAUAUGUCAGUUUUUGACAAGAAUUGCAUCAGGAAAAGCCCUUAAUGCACAGUUUGAAAAUGAUGAACGAAUUACACCCUUGGAAUCAGCCCUGAUGAUUUGGGGUUCAAUUGAAAAGGAACAUGACAAAUUUCAUGAAGAAAUACAGAAUUUAAUUAAAAUUCAGGCUAUAGCUGUUUGUAUGGAAAAUGGCAACUUUAAAGAAGCAGAAGUCUUUGAAAGAAUAUUUGGUGAUCCAAAUUCUUAUAUGCCUUUCAAAAGCAAAUUGCUUAUGAUAAUCUCUCAGAAAGGUACAUUUCAUUCCUUUUUUCAACACUUCAGCUACAACCACAUGAUGGAGAAAAUUAAGAGUUAUGUGAAUUAUGUGCUAAGUGAAAAAUCAUCAACCUUUCUAGUGAAGGCAGCGGCAAAAGUGGUAGAAAGCAAAAGGACAAGAACAAUAACUUCUCAAGAUAAACCUAAUGGUAAUGAUGUUGAAAUGGAAACUGAAGCUAAUUUGCAUACAAGAAAAAGGUCUCACAAGAAUCUUUUCUUAUCUAAGUUGCAACAUGGAACCCAGCAACGAGACCUUAAUAAGAAAGAAAGAAGAGUAGGAACUCUUCAAAGUGCAAAAAAGAAAAAAGAAAGCAGAAGAGCCACUGAAAGCAGAAUACCUGUUUCAAAGAGUCAACCAGUAACUCCUGAAAAACAUCGAGCUAGAAAAAGACAGGCAUCGCUUUGGGAAAAAGACAAGAAUUUGAGAUCUGGCAUGAGGAAAUAUGGAGAGGGAAACUGGUCUAAAAUACUGUUGCAUUAUAAAUUCAACAACCGGACAAGUGUCAUGUUAAAAGACAGAUGGAGGACCAUGAAGAAACUAAAACUGAUUUGCUCAGACAGCGAAGACUGAUUGGGUUUGUAAAAGCUUGAUGAAAGGACAGUUAAGUAUUUUGAUCACUGCAUUUUGUUUGAAACUUGUGUCAUUGAUGUAAUUUAAAACUUUUGUUUAAAGCAUUACAGUAUUUUUCUGUGACCAUCAAUUAAUAUGAGGGUUUGUGCUAUAAGAGUUAAAGCAUAUGCUAUCAUUGUAUUCUUUAAGAACCUUAUUUUGAUAAAAUGUAAAUUUGUUGAACCCUGCCACAUUUAGUAUCCCCACCCCCAAAUCCUGUUCCAAUGAAAAAGUUAAAACCUGAUAUGGAAAAAAAAAAAAAAUUCAGUUAACCUAUUUUGUGUCUGUAGGCUGACCUCAACCCUGUAACGUAACCCAUUAAAAUGAAUUUUCUUUUUUUUUUAAGACAGAGUUUCUCUCUGUUGCCCAGGCUGGAGUGCAGUGGCGCAAUUUCUGCUCACUGCAACCUCUGCCUCCCGGGUUCAAGCGAUUCUCCUGCCUCAGCCUCCUGAGUAGCUGGGAUUAUAGGCACACACCACUACACCCAGCUAAUUUUUGUAUUUUUGGUGGAGGCGGGGUUUCACCAUGCUGGUCAGGAUGGUCUUGAACUCCUGACUUCAUGAUCCGCCCACCUCGGCCUCCCAAAGUGCUGAGAUUACAGACGUGAGCCACUGCGUCCUGCCUAAAAUGAAUUUUCUAGAUGAUUGAAUAACAAUAGUCCUUUGAUAGGAGAUAAUGACUUGAUUUAUGGCCUUAAUAUACUACUUAAUUACUUAAGACGUUUAUUAAUAGAAUGAUAAAUGUACAGAGUAACCUAUAAGCAUGACAUACUUUUGUUUUCAGUAGUUUCAUGUAAAGAAAAAAACUUGAAAAUAGUAAUACCUGAGGACCCAUGGGAAUAAUAGACACUGGGGAGGUAGGGUGGGGAGCGGGAGCAAGAGCUGAAAAACUACCUACUGGGGACUCUGCUCACUACCUGGGUGACAGGAUCAUCUGUACCCCAAACCUCAACAUCACACAGUAUACCCAGCUAACAAACCUGCCCAUGUGUUCCCUGAAUCUAAAAUAAAAAUCGAAAUAAUUUUUUUAAAAAAGAAAAAGACAGUAGUAUUACCCAUGGGACAAAAUUUGUACUAUUAGCAAGAAUAAUUUUGUGUCUCAUUUAGAAACAAUUUGACUUUUGUUCCAGUGUUUAAACUUUGACAAAAAUGGUUUUGAAUAGAUCUUUAUAACCUGAUGCCAUAAAUACAAGAUUCUCUGAUACCUUCAUUUAAUAUAUCAAUAUUGGGCCUAAAACAGUAUUCUCUAAAGCUUAAAUUGGUAUUAACUACGAUCAUCUUGAUGUCUAUGAUAGAUAAUAAACAAGGUCAUACAUGCCUUACUAAACAAUUUUGGUUUUUCACCAACAUUUUAUUCUUUAAAAGAUUUAGACUAACAGAAUUAUUAACAUUUCGAGUCGUGUGCUUUAUUUAGCAAGUGAGUAAAAAUAUUGGAAUAUUGAAGUAUUUGCAUAAAAAAUCAAAUGGUGGUGCUUUGUAAUCUCUAUUGUAUUUCCUAUUAAGGUUUCAUAUAUUACUUUCCCAUUGUUCUUGAAUUUGUUAUCCUAUAUAUAAACAGAAACACGGAUAAGUAAAAAAAAAAAGAGUCUCAGAGAAUGUGGAACAUCAUUAAGCAUACCAGCAUACACAUAUGGGAGUACCAGACAGGCAGGGGAGAUACAAAGGAUCAGAAAAAAAUAUUCGAAGAAAUAAUGGCUGAAAACUUCCCAUAUUUGUGGAGAAACAAUAACCUACAUAUCCAGGAAGCUCAACGAAUUCCACUGAAUGAAUGCAAAGAUUGACAAAUGGAAACGUCACAGUAAGAUUUCUGAAAGUCAAAAACAAGAAGAAAGUCUUGAAAGCAGUGUGAGAAAAAUGAUUUGUUACUUACUUACAAGGGAAUCCCAGGAAGAUAACAGCUGACUUCAGCAGAAGCAAUGGAGGCCAGAAGCAAAGGGAUAACAUAUUAAAAAUGCUCAAAGAAAAAAGAACCUGUCGUCUAAGAAUUCUGUACCUGGCAAAGCUGUCUUUCAAAAAUGAAGGCAAAAUAAAGACUUCCUCAAUUAAAAAAAAAAAAAGUUGGAGAAUCUACUGCUCUCAAAACCCCCUUAAAAGAGUUCUCUAAAUACUUAAAGAAGUUAUUCAAGCUGAAAGCAAGUGAGCCUAGGUAGUUAUUCAAAUCAACAUAAAGAAGCAAAAUGCUUGUAAAGGUAAUUAUAUAAAUAUAAAAGACAGUAGAAAUGUAAUUUUUCUCUUAAGAUAUUUUAAAAUAAAUUCUAUAAAAUAAUAUGUAUAUAAUGUAUUUUGGGGUCUAUAACAUAUAAAAGUGUAAUAUAUUUGCCAAAGAAGAUAGGUGGAUGCAAAGCAAUACAGGACUAAGGAGAUGACUGCAGAUGGUAGAUUAAUAUUUAUUAUAAUGUCUUUCUUGGCUUAUAGCAUCAAUAAAUGUAAUAUGUAUAGUAAUACCACAAAAGAUGGCAAAAAGGGAAUAGAGCUAUAUAGGUGUAACAUUUCUGUUUAAGACUGAAAUUAAGCUAGUGUAAAUUAGAAACUUAUUUGGGUGAGUUAAGAUAUAUGCAGUAAACCCUAGGGCAACCACUGAAAAAAUUCAAAACAUAUAGUGAAAAAAAUUAUUAAGGAAGUUUAAAUGCUACAUUAUAAAAUACUUAACAAAAAAGAAAGAAGUAAAGAGGAAUAAAGGAACAAAAACACAUGAGACAUAGAGGAGAAGAAGAAGAAUGACAUAAUAAACUCAACUAUAUCAAUAAUAAAAUUACAUGUGAAUAGAGUAAAUAUGUUAAUUAAAAGGCAGAGAUUCCCAGGCUGGAUAAAAUCUCCAGGUUUAAUAUCCCUUUGCCCCAAGUAAAAUCCAGCUUUUUUUUCUAUGAUGUAUUUGAUCACUGUGCUGGUUUACAAAAGAUUUCUAACCUUACUAAAAUCUUUAAAAUCAGUGGCAAAGUGUUCUAUCUCAUUUCACCCGUAUCAGAGACUCAAAUCCUGAAAAAUACCAAGUUGACCUGCCCAUUCUUGAGUUCUACUGAAUCGUGUGUUCCCAGAUCACUAUGGAUAUUGCUGUUUACUUGACCAAUUACUUUUAGUCAACAAGAUUUGAACAAUGCUUUUGAUUCACACAGUGUGAGACCUAGACUUCCCUCAUAUUGAAAUAGGGCAUUAGCAUCCUGGAUUCCUGCACCGGCUUUUGAACCUUAUGUUUCCUGCACCCCAAGAAGGCAUGUUAUCUGGACAUUGUCCUCUCUGUGAUGGGAAAGAACAGUUUUUUCAACAAAUAUUGCUAGGACAACUGGAUAUCUAGAUACAAAAGAUAUUGCAUUUAUGUUACCAGUUUUCUGUGUCAGUCCAUUUUGCUCUGAUGUAACAGAAUACUGCAGACUGGGUAUUUGUAAUGAGUGGAAAUUUAUUGGCUCACAUUUCUGGAGUCUGGAAAGAUCAAGGGGCUGGCAUAUGAUGAGGGCCUUCUCGCUGUGUCAUCAUAUGGUAGAAGGACAAAGAGAGGGUAUGGAUGGGACAAAUAUCUUCUUUUAUAGGAACCCACCCCUGAAAUAACAGCAUUAAUCCAUUGAUGAGGGCAGAGCUCUCACAGCCUAAUCACCUUUUUUUUUUUUUUAAUUUUAUUUUGAGACGGAGUCUCGCUC
Symphalangus syndactylus (siamang) is the source of this 5759-nucleotide messenger RNA. RefSeq names its product telomeric repeat-binding factor 1-like. Gene Ontology annotation, molecular function: ankyrin repeat binding; microtubule binding; DNA binding, bending. Lineage: Eukaryota; Metazoa; Chordata; Mammalia; Primates; Hylobatidae. Gene Ontology annotation, biological process: telomere maintenance via telomerase; negative regulation of DNA replication; negative regulation of telomeric D-loop disassembly. The record is from RefSeq and is a predicted model, not a curated record. Gene Ontology annotation, cellular component: chromosome, telomeric region; nuclear telomere cap complex; nucleus.